This is a messenger RNA of Arachis stenosperma, 1814 nucleotides long. RefSeq names its product F-box/FBD/LRR-repeat protein At5g56420-like. The record is from RefSeq and is a predicted model, not a curated record. Gene Ontology annotation, molecular function: protein binding. NCBI's taxonomy places the organism in Eukaryota, Viridiplantae, Streptophyta, Magnoliopsida, Fabales, Fabaceae. Bases 146 to 1639 code for a protein of 497 amino acids. The transcript is spliced from 4 exons.
GGAGAUCAAUCCUUGAUUACUUAGUCACCAAAAAAAAAAAAAUCCUUGAUUACUCGUAGAGCGUUAUUCUUCGGAGUGGAGCUCGUUUUUCCGUUUCAGUUUCAUUCUGCAUCUCAUGGUGUAUAACAGGGAAGCCAUCUAAAGCAUGAGUCUGAAUUCUUUGGUUAACGAGAAGAAGCUCAAAAGGCAUCACAUUGAAGAGAAAAUUGAUGAGAGUGACAUCAACAUAUAUGAUCUGCCUGACCCAGUUCUUGCGCUUAUCAUAUCUUUCCUUCCCACAAAAGAAGCUAUUCGAACAAGUUUAGUUUCCAAAAGAUGGCAACUUCUAUGGAAGGAUAUCUCCAAAAUUAAAUUGAAAGAAGAAUAUCGCGAAAUACAACUGUUUAGAGAAUUUGUGAGCAAGUUGCUUGUAGUUUGUGAUUGCUUGAAUUUUACGAAGUUCUCUUUCUCAUGUUAUGUUCGUGAGAAUGCUACUAAGGUCAAUGAAUGGCUAUGUGGUUUCAUCAACCCUAGGAUUGAGGAAUUAAGUCUUGACCUUGAACUAAUUGAGAAACCAUUGGUCUUCCCACAUCAUCUGUUUACCUUUGCAAGAUUGACAAAGUUUCAUUUAAAUAUGGAUCAUGUUCUAGAUCUUCCUUCAUCCAUUUUUUUGCCGAGUCUAAGGAGUUUGAGUUUGAAAAACAUUAUAUUUCCUGACAGUUCUUCAGCGGAUCGGCUUUUCUCUGGUUGUCCAUCCUUGGAGGAGUUGACCCUAAUUUAUUGCAAUUGGAUGAAUGUCAAAGCUAUUACUAUCUCUUCUCCAUUGCUUCAGAAAGUUGUCAUCAGAGAUUACAAAUAUGAUGAUGAUGAUGAUGAUGAUGAUGAUGAUUGUGAUUCUGAUUAUCAGUCAGAUGAAGAAGAUGAAGAAGAUGAUGAUGGUAUAGGUAGUCAGAAUGGUUCAAAAUGUUGUGAAAUUGUGGUUGGUGGAACUAAUCUGAAAUCAUUUUCUUAUGGUGGCUUCCCUGGGAAUGAUUAUUCCUUACUUAGCUCAAACUCAGUGAUUGAAGCAACUAUUAAUAUUGACUCACCUCAUGAUUGGUUUGACGACAAAGACUGGGAACCACUCAAGGAUGCUGGCUGUUUUGUGUCAAGCCUUCUUGAAAAACUCUCAUGUGUGGAAAGGCUAAGAAUUACUGAAACUACUUUUUGGGUCUUGAAAAUUAGAGAAUCUUUACUAUGGGACGUACCUGUGUUUUCUAAUUUGGUUGAAUUCCGUUUGUUCUCUGAUUCCCCCAGUGAGUUGUCAUAUGAACCAUUGCUGGAAAUGUUGAAGAAGACCCCUUGUCUCCGAGUUAUUAGUUUUGAGAAUGGGGUAUACAUGCCUAUAGAUCGUGCAAACAUGGAUCCAUUACCGAUGUGUUUUAAGACACACCUGAAGACUAUUAGGAUCUACAAUUGUGGCGGGCUUGAGAAAGAGUUACAUGGAAUAAAAAUCUUGUUGCAGUCGGCAACAGUAUUGAAAACACUUAAUGUUCGUUGCAGGCUUUAUACUUUGGACAAGUAUUCUGGAACUAAAAAGGAAGUAAACACCACCGAGGUGUAUGAAAAGAUUUCAAAGUUUCCUCGAGCAUCAGUGAAUUGUGAGCUUGAGUUUGAUUGAAAAUUGUUCAAGUGAAAAACAGGCAAUAGAGGAUACUUUAUUCCUUAUGGAUUAAUGGUUAUGGUGCAUCCUAAAGGAUGCGUUUAUGUUUAGCAAUCCCAAAACUAGCUUAUUGCUCAUCUCAUAUUAGACUGGUCACGUUAGAAGCUUAUUAUUAUUAUUGUUGUUUUGGUGG